AUGUCAGCUCAAGCAGUGACCGACUCGGUGAUCCUCGAAAGACUCAAGUCACUUCAAAUCUCCCAUCCCGACGUGAUCUCCCACUCCCCCGUCAAGGGCUCAGCAGAAUGGGCUGCCGAAUUGUCCACUACCGUCCCGACCCUCGCUUCAGUAGGAUUGACCAAAACACUCCUCUUCAAACCUAAGACAGCUAAGACCGCUACACCAACUCCCGUAUUGGUGUUGGCCAAGGACAGCACGGAAACUUCUUCUGGGGCAAUUGGAAAAUUGUUAGAAUUGAAGGAAUUGAGAUUAGCUUCUGAAGAUUUGAUCAAAAGUGUUUUACCUUCCUCAGCGUCAAAAGAUGAUGUAUCGGCUUUAGCUUUACCUGCCAAUCCAACCAUCGACGAAAACAUCCAUUUGAUCUUGGAUCAAUCUUUGGCUCAGUCCCAAGAUCAACACGCUUUACACCUUACUAGCUCAAACACGACCAUAUUGCUCAAAGGUCAAGAUAUCAAAUCGUAUUUGGAUAGUAUAUCAAAGGACAAUGCGGUUAGAUUAGUUGAUUUCGCUGAACUUAAAGCUUCUGCCCCUGCUCCUUCUGCUCCUGCUGCUAGACCCGCUGCCAAGGAGAAGAAGACGGAAACCAAACCUGCUGCUGCUCAAGAGGAUGACGAGAAGUACAAUAUGGCUAUCAAAUACAAGAAGGACGAAGAUUUCUCAGGAUGGUACACUGAUGUCCUGAUUAAAGGUCAGAUGCUCGACUAUUACGAUAUCUCAGGUUGUUACAUCCUCAGACCAUGGUCAUACUCCAUCUGGCAAACCAUUCAGACCUGGUUCGACGACGAGAUCAAGAAACUCGGUGUACAAGAUUGUUAUUUCCCCAUGUUUGUCUCUAACGCUCGUCUCGAAAAGGAGAAAGAUCACAUCGAGGGUUUCGCUCCUGAGGUAGCUUGGGUGACUAAAGCUGGUAAAUCCGACCUCGAAGAGCCUAUUGCCAUUAGACCUACCUCUGAAACCGUCAUGUAUCCUUACUACGCUAAAUGGAUCAACUCUCACCGAGACCUUCCUCUCAAAUUGAAUCAGUGGAACUCUGUCGUUCGAUGGGAAUUCAAAAACCCUCAACCAUUCUUACGAACUCGAGAAUUCUUGUGGCAAGAAGGUCACACAGCUUUCCUCACCAAAGCCGAAGCCGCCAAAGAAGUAAUGGACAUUCUUGAACUCUACCGAAAAGUAUAUACCGACCUUUUAGCCGUACCUGUCAUUCCAGGUAAGAAAUCUGAGAAUGAGAAAUUCGCCGGUGGAGAUUACACGACCACUGUGGAAGGUUUCAUCCCAACUACCGGAAGAGGUAUCCAGGGAGCUACAUCUCAUCACUUAGGACAAAACUUCUCUAAAAUGUUUGACAUCUCCGUUGAAUCUCCUAAUAAGGACGAAGGGAGAUUGUUGGCUUAUCAGAAUUCAUGGGGAUUAUCAACUCGAUCUUUAGGUGUUAUGGUCAUGGUUCAUGGUGAUGAUCAGGGUUUGGUCCUUCCCCCUAGAGUAGCAUUACAACAGGUUGUCAUCGUUCCUGUUGGAUUAUCCAAAGGUGAAGGUAAGAACCAAGGUAUUUACGAUGCCUGUUUGAAUUUGGAGAGGGAAUUGGUCAAAGUUGGAAUUAGAGCGAAAGCAGAUUUGAGAGAGGGUUAUACUCCCGGAUGGAAGUUUAACGAUUGGGAGAUGAGAGGCGUUCCACUCCGACUUGAAUUAGGUCCACGAGAUAUCGCUGCCAACACCACUCUCGCUGUCAGACGAUAUGACAAUCACAAAUCCCCCAUGCCCUUGUCCGAUAUUGGAAACACCGUUAGAUUGUACCUUGAUGAAAUCCAAAAGUCCAUGUUGGAGAAGGCUCAGGAGAAAUUCGAUACUUGUCUCAAGACUGUUACGAACUGGGAUGAUAUUGUACCCACUUUGGAUGCUAAGAAUAUCUUGGUACUUCCUUGGUGUGAGGGUAGUCAGUGUGAGGAUGAUAUCAAGGAGAGAAGUAAGAGCCAAGCAAACAAAGGUCAAGCAGAGGACAACAAGGCUCCUUCGGCAGGAGCCAAAUCACUCUGUAUCCCAUUCGACCAAGAUCGAUUUGGGAAAUUCCCAGAGGGCGAGAACCAAAAAUGUGUGCAGUGUGGUCAGAAAGCUAAAUCUUGGACAAUGUUUGGUAGAAGACUUUUGGCUGAUGAUUUGAUUGAUUGUUUGCUUUUGAAAUAG
This is a messenger RNA of Kwoniella mangroviensis CBS 8507, 2220 nucleotides long. Its product is annotated as proline-tRNA ligase. Gene Ontology annotation, molecular function: proline-tRNA ligase activity; aminoacyl-tRNA deacylase activity; ATP binding. NCBI's taxonomy places the organism in Eukaryota, Fungi, Basidiomycota, Tremellomycetes, Tremellales, Cryptococcaceae. Bases 1 to 2220 code for a protein of 739 amino acids. The transcript has 10 exons. Gene Ontology annotation, biological process: prolyl-tRNA aminoacylation. Gene Ontology annotation, cellular component: aminoacyl-tRNA synthetase multienzyme complex; cytoplasm. The record is from RefSeq and is a predicted model, not a curated record.